AAGGAAGGGAGCGCUGGAACGCCGGCGUUGACCGCAGCGACAUCGUUGACCCAGUGGGAAGAAGGCAGCGGUGAGGGCGGCUGGCCCUUAUCCUCUGUACCCUGGCUGGCGGUUAGAGGCGGAGCCGGCGGCCUAGGGCAACCCUAGGGAGUACUCAGGUGCAGAAGGUAGUGCCGGCAGUGACCGGUGAGGUCUGAGGACGGCGGGCUGCCCCAGCUGGACAUUUAAAAUUGUUUAGAGUCAACACUUUGAUUUCGGCCAUGGGUUUGUCACCAUCUACUCCUGCUGUUGCAGUUCAGACCUCAGAUGUUUCAGAUCAUCAGACAGCAUCUCCACCUUCAAGAUGCCCAAUGCAUAGAAGGAGCACUCAAGGCUGUCCAGUAAGUGUGGAACCAUCUGGUCCAAGCAGUGACAGCAAAACAUCCUCUGUGCCUGCCCACCAGGAUCGAGCAUACGAAUACGUCAAAUGCCCCAUUUUGGCUGCUAGGGCCAAUAAGGAGAACCUGGAUCCUUCAAAUCUGAUGCCACCACCUAAUCAAACACCGGCCCCAGAUCAGCCAUUUGCUUUGUCUACCGUCAGAGAAGAAUCAUCCAUUCCAAGGGCAGAUUCUGAGAAAAAGUGGGUUUAUCCUUCCGAACAGAUGUUCUGGAAUGCGAUGUUAAGGAAAGGGUGGAAGUGGAAGGAUGAGGAUAUUAGUCAGAAAGAUAUGUGUAAUAUCAUUAAGAUUCACAAUCAGAAUAAUGAACAGGCCUGGAAGGAGAUUUUGAAGUGGGAAGCCCUUCAUGCUGCGGAGUGUCCUUGUGGUCCAUCAUUGAUCCGAUUUGGAGGGAAGGCAAAGCAGUAUUCACCAAGGGCAAGAAUUCGUUCCUGGAUGGGGUACGAGUUGCCUUUUGACAGGCACGAUUGGAUCAUCAACCGCUGCGGGACAGAAGUUAGAUACGUGAUUGAUUACUAUGACAGUGGCGAAGUGAACAGGGACUACCAGUUCACCAUCCUGGAUGUGCGUCCUGCCUUAGAUUCACUUUCAGCUGUAUGGGACAGGAUGAAGGUCGCUUGGUGGCGCUGGACUUCGUAACCACUGUUUUGUUUGUGAUGGAAAAGCAUAAACUUUUUUCUUUCCUGAGAGGUACAUUAAACUAUUUCCCCUAAACUGAAUUCCACUCAUGAUGUAAGGAGCAUGCACUUCAAGUGGGCAGUCACACUUCAUCCUUCACUUGGCGAGGGAUACCAUGCUCCAUUAACCUUUGAGUCACAUUUUGCCUAGUGGUUUAUAGCAGACCAUUUUAAGCUUUCCUCCCCCUUCAUUUAAGUGGGAAGCAGUCCCUUGGAUUUUCCUUUAACUGCACUGUUGCCUGUGUAGUUCAUCUAAAAAAGUCUUACCUCUGUAAAAGAGCUUUUGAAAAGUAUUGAGAGUUGUCUUGUUUUUUCAGAAAUGAGAUGUAAAACCUGAAAGUGCAAUGUUCAGGAGCUUUUACCUGGACAAAUAUUUUAACUAAAACUUAGAAAUAAGACCUAGUUAUGCUUUUUUAAAAAUUCCCCUGCAUUUCUAAAGUUCCUACAAUUUAGUAGGAACAAAUUGCAAAAAUAUACCCUGGAAAAGUAUUCAGCAAGAAUAAGCAUGUCUUAGCUCUCCAAAUUCCCAUUUGUAUGAAUUUUUCAGACUGGACCUUGUUACAGAAAUUUCAACUCACCAUGAAGUGAUAAUGCAUAUAUUUUGGAAUACAUAUUUUAACUUUUUAAGUUUUUCCUUUUAGGAAUUCCUAUAAUUCUAAUUUGUAAGUCUGCUUCCCCAAAAGCAGGUAUCCCCAUUGUCCCUGGCUUUUGACAAGUCGUCCCAAAUUCGAGUCCCAUUCCUUCCCAGGCUGGGAGCUUUCCAGUCGGCCUAAUCCAAACCCUGAGAGCCUGGCUUAAGUCACAGCGCCAGUACUGAUCCCUCUCUAAUACGUGAUUAUAUUUGGCUGUGUUAAAAUUCACAAGAAGAGAAUUUUUUUCUCAGAUGUAGAGUAUUUGCAUCAAUUCAGUGUCUGGAUUUUUUUGUUUGUUUUAGGGACUCUCUAAAUUUGCUGUUGGAAUUCUUUGUUUCAGUAACCCAUGGACUGGUUCUAUUUAUAGCAGCAUGUUACAAAUGACUGGUUUUUCUUCAGUGUUGAUGAUAUUAAAUCUUUCAUUUGUCCUGAAUACUUAGUGUUAAAUUAAUGGAUGGAAUUGGCAGUCUGAGUGAUUGACUUGGUGUGGAUUUCUCUGUUGUAUCAGUUCUGUGUGGAAGUUCCAAAAUGCAACAACCUUAAGUUGUACAUGUCAGAAUAUUUAUAUAUUUUUAAAUAAAGCUAAUAGUUAACGAGUUUUAAAAA
Molecule: messenger RNA, 2352 nt
Organism: Heterocephalus glaber (naked mole-rat)
Lineage: Eukaryota; Metazoa; Chordata; Mammalia; Rodentia; Bathyergidae
Gene: Hccs
Product: holocytochrome c synthase
Biological process (GO): cytochrome c-heme linkage
Cellular component (GO): mitochondrion
Molecular function (GO): holocytochrome-c synthase activity
Source: RefSeq, a predicted model, not a curated record